GAGCUUUCAUUUGCUCCCGAGACAGGCCCCUGUGGGCUCUGGAGCAGCGAGAUGGUGGCGUGGCUGGUGCUGGCUCUGCUCCUGCACAAAGCCCCAACCGCCGCAGCCCACGCCACCUUGCAGGUGACAGGAGUAGUAGGGAGAGCCGUGUCGCUGGGAGUGGACGUCCCCCCCGGGUUCCAAGUCAGGGAGGCCAUCUGGAGGUACCUGACCCCGGCAGAAGAGCUAGUGGCCACCUACUUCCGGGGCUCCACGGAGACCCUGUACCAAUCCCGUUUCUACGGGCGGAGCCGGCUCCACGGGAACCUCACCCUGGAGAUCUGCCAGGUGGAACUGGGCGACAGCGGCAGCUUCUCAGCCCUGCUGGUGAACACGCGAGGACAGACGGAGAGGCGCCUGCUGCACCUGGCAGUCUACGAAGUGGUUUCCCAGCUGACGCUGCAGGUGUUCACCUCGGAGAGUGGCCGGCAUGACUCUGCGAGGGCCUGUGAGGUGUUCCUGACCUGCGUGGCGGCAAGUGGCACCAACGUAACCUACAGCUGGGGCAGGACGGACAGCGAGGCACUGAGCGUGGACAAGCACUCGCUCUUCAAGGCUGGCCAGGUCCUCUGGGCGAAGCUGGACCCCUCAGAUGGGCAGGUGUCCUAUACAUGUACAGCCGCCAAUGCCGUCAGUCAGAACUCGGCGACCAUCACGCCCUGGGAUCACUGCCAGAGGGAAGCAGGGGCUGACGAUGCCAGGUACGACUACAAGAACAUUCUGCUCAUUGUGGUACCCCUCUCUGUCCUUCUCCUGGCCAUGGCUGUCUUCGGGCUCCUUCUCUCUCGGAAGCACUCAGGGAAGCAAAGAAUGAAAUCGCUGUCGGAUGUCUCGGAGCCAGAUGCAGUCCCUGUCUAGGCAUUGAGGCUGCCUGUCCCACAGAGCUGUGCCCACCUGGGAAAGUGGCCCUCCUUUCUCCUUGUUGCUGGAGAGGCCGAAAGUUCACUGGAUUUAUCUGACUCAUGUUCUUUUCUUCUGGAGAACAUCCCAGGGGCUGGCAGCUUCCAUGGCCCUAUGGACAGCCCGGAGACUGUGGGAAUCCUUGUGGGUCAGGAUCCCAGCAUAGACUACAGAAGCUUUAACCAGCCCUCCCUCAUCCUUUGCUCCAUGUUUGCCUCCAAGUUCCCCACAGACCCCUCCCCCUCAUUUAAAAACCAUGCAGCCGUUUGUAUUGAACUGUCUGUUUCUCCCUACAAUUUUCAUCGACAUUGCGGAAUAGUCCAGAAUAAUCCUCAGCUCAGCAGCAAGAAACCCAUUUUAAGGCCUUGUUUUCACUGAAGGAAAAAAAAACAAAACCCCGAAACAAAACAAAGGAGAUGUCCUUACCUAAAGUUUUCUGGCUGGAAGGGACUGGUUCGAAGUGAGGCAAGGUCAUUUUCACACAAGUUGACAGAUUGAGUUAGACCCUAAGCCCCACCCUAGUGUUUAACUCAACCAGCUAACUCAUGGUGAAGAUGACAAACCUCUUUGUCUGCAGAAGAGUUUUACUUCUCAUUCCGACAUUCAUAGACGCUAAGGUCAGAAAGGCCCGUGACCAGCUCAUCCAACCUCCUGGAACACACGGCCAAGGACUGGCCUCACCCAACCUGAUUCCUACUUGAACUAUAACAGAUUGUGUAAAAACGACCCAUCGCAUUAAGAGCACCUUUUAUCUGUGAAGUGCACGUUGGGUACUUUGAGUAACUGGCCCUUAUUUAGAUAUCUAACUGGAAAUGGAGUUUUUAUGAAAACCUGGGGUCGGAUGCAGAGUCCAAGGCAAUCUAGCACUUGUUCCAUCUCUACUGACACUUCUUACCCAUUCUCUACACUUUCAAAAGAGGGAUUUACCUGAGUAUAAACUAUCAAUUGUCUUCAGACGCAUCGGAAACUGUUUGGGGAAGUUCAGGGGAAGUUCUGAUGAAAUCCACCAUGAGAAAGUGUGCAACCAGAACCAGAAAAGGACGGCAACAUUGCAUGUAUGCACUUACAUUCACACACGAGCAUGUGUGUGCACCUAAACACACACACACACACACACACUUACUUUCAUAGCAUUAUUUAAUAGGAUUACCUCUUCAGCAACUGCAACUGAAUGUGACCAAAAAGUAGUUGUGCAUUAUGUACGUGGCAUGAUUUUUAAACUAGAUGAGCACAUGUCAGAUUUAUGGAAAAGAAGUAGUACUAUGUAUAAAAGUCAAAUGACAAAAAUCUCCACUCAAACCUGUAAGCUGCGUGUUUGAAAGCAUGACCAAUGGUUUACAAUUCUUCCAGUAAUCAGUUGACGUUAAAUGAUGAAGGCAGUUCAGUAUCUAUUGAUUUAUCUAUCAAUCUAUCUAUCACCAUACACUUCAUCCCUCCAUCGUUCUAAGAUUGAGUCUGUAUGUUUGUAAGUCCAUUUGUUCAAGAACUUCUCCUAACUGCUAAGAGCUA
Molecule: messenger RNA, 2448 nt
Organism: Pelodiscus sinensis (Chinese soft-shelled turtle)
Lineage: Eukaryota; Metazoa; Chordata; Testudines; Trionychidae
Gene: SLAMF8
Product: SLAM family member 8
Cellular component (GO): membrane
Source: RefSeq, a predicted model, not a curated record